UUCCUUUGGCACCUCGUCUUUGUCCUGCCUGCUGCGCCGCGUCAUUCUUUUCUGCUGUUGGCAACGUCCUCGACACCCGCUUCUGCCACGAUGUUUUCCCUACCUCGGCCUGCCUUCAUUUCAUCACAACAAGAACGAAGCAGAGCCUCUGCCGACGCCAACUCAAACUGAUGACAAAAUGAUACGCAUACGUCCUCGCCGUGGCCUGCAUCCGCUGUACCAAACCUCGGACCAACGCACCCCCCUGCUGGAUAUGGCAAUUCCACCUCCUCUCCGCCCGCCUCCCUACGCCUCGCCACUUCCGUUACUCGUCGAUGUCGAGACUUUGCGAAUGUCUAGGCGAAACGCGCUACGGCUCCAUUCUCGAUGGUCCCCUUUCCCACCCGGUCGUGUCGACCUCGGCUUACUGUUACAGCGGAAAAUUGCCUGUUCUAGUAAUUUGACGGCUUGAAAGAGAUGGUGGAAUGGGUCGCGGGAUUACACAGCGAGUCAGCGACGGUCCUACGCGCGGUGUCAAUCAUCUCGAUGCAGGCGCCCAGGAAUGAAGAUCAUGGUCCAGGGUUUUGCUUAGACUACCGGAAGAGGCAAAAUCUUGCCUACGAAAUUACUAUGUCUGGUAAUUUCCAAGCCCUCAACCUUGGGUCAGCAAUCCGCAAGGAUCGAUAACACGUCGCAUGACACAGAGCAGGGUCUGCCGCGCUGGUCUCUUUCACUCCGGCGUUACAGUCAGGGGCUACGAUUACACGCUAGCGAAUUGCCUCAAUGGGCAAUUCACGUCUUGUCUGAACCCUAGACAUGGGCUCUGCCUGUUUCUGGCCUGGACUGAGGUAACAUCAACGAUGCUGGCCUCGCAUAUACGAGAUGUAGCGCAUGGCCAGGCUGUACGCGUAUCACGGUCUCGAACGACGUUCCGGGGCUCAUCAUCCUUGAGAUAGCAAGUUCCUCCAGGAGGGAUAGCUCUUGCGAGGCUCGUGAAGAAACCCUCCACCCGAGAACCAACUUGUGUCGGCAUCCCCGAACCAUCAGCCAAGGGGCAGCUUGUGUAAAACGCCGCAACCAAAUACGUAGGUUGCCACGACACCGAGCGGCCAGAAAUACAAAGCUAGCAACUUCCCCUCUCGCCGACCAAAUUCCCCUUUCGGGACGACUUACACCAUGGGAGGUGCUGUCGGCUCUUGGACCUCAAUGACAGUACGCGGGUCUGCCUAGACCUGGCGUUAGCCAAGGAUGAAAGGAAUCUAGGGUGCGUCGGAUAUCAGCUAAGCCGACUUUCUGAGUUAACAAAAUUACCUAUUCAGGCAAUUCACGUCCUGGCCUUCCUGGACAUUUGGCCCCCCCUGGUAUGACUUUUCGACCAGGUAACGCCGACAUUGAUUACCUUGCCUAUACGAGACGGGGAACACCGGAUAGCUCGAACUCAGCUCGAGGCACCGGCGCAUUAUUCCCGAGGCAAUCAAAAGUUCCGCCAAAUUCUUGCCUCAUGUGGUAUGGCUUGCGAGGUCGCAUCGCUGAUGGCCUCAUUCUCAUCCAUGCUCAGGGGGCGGCUUAGUUGUGCCGGCUGAAAGGUCGACCGGGCUCGAUAGAGUGUCAGGCUCAACUGGACAGGCCCUACUCGGUGUCACAAGAACGCCGAAGUUGUACGGCAGGUGGAUGGGUGCCUAUCGCAGUCUGGCGACCAUGGUUCAUUCUCCAGGGACGGCCUGGGAGCUGAGACCGUCCAGGCCAAGUUCAAAGCUGGUGACGUGGCUCGCUAGGUCUAGACAGGGGCUCAUGGCUUCGCAAUGCUGCGGAUAUGGCCAACCAUUCGCCCGGCAAGUCCGCUAUCACAGCCGUUGAUGGGCGAGGCGGAUCGGCAAUCACACACGAGAAGGCGCCCAUCAGCGCGUCAGGGGCAUCACCAAGGCUUGGAAGAGAAUAUCGCAUCAUCCUGAGUACCGCAUGACGAAUGAGUUGCAUUUAGCCAGUGGGCCAAGUGAUGCUGGCUACGUAUUCCCCUGUAGGUGUGGAAGCAGCAGGGUCUUCUAUGGGUUGAUGGGCGGAUGUUUUGGAUGAACAGUCGUGUCCAGGAGAGGAGGGGCUCAUUUCAAGACGGAUAACAGAAUCAAACUCGCAUUUCUUCCUUUCGCCCAAGAUGGUCCUCUCACAGUUCAGAGAAUUGGACGUCAAGUCCAUGGAACAGUUGUACGAAAAAAAAGAGCGCAAAAAGAGGCAACGCGCAGAGCAGAAACGUCGACACGAGCGCGAAGAGCAGCAGCAGCAACAGCAGCAGAAACAAGCGCAACUCCCAUCAACGGCCCUUGCAACACUACUUGGACAGACCGUUGGAGUUCUGGGUGCGACAGAGGCCCAGAUCACAAGCUGGACAAGCGCCGACCCUUUCGCUAGCACUGGCAACCUUGACUUUGAUUCCGGUGAGAAUAUUGGAAUCGCCGAAGCGUACACACAAUGCGACUUCGCGUCCUUGGAGUCCACAGAACCGUCUUGUGAGAUCGGUGGUAUCCUAUCGACAAUGCCAAAGCCUACCUUUGCAGACGGUAUCAACUCACAUUCGCCAUCUUGGAUGUCUUGCGCACCCCUACCUGCUCAGCCUUCCACAGAACGAGCCUCUCAUGACGAGGCAAAUCCAUCUUCGGCUGAGGGACUGCCAUUGGCUCUUGACCUAGCCAGACGGGCAACUGGGCAACUUCGCCUGGCAAAUUCUGUUAUCAGCGCCAUGAACGCAUCUGUAGUUGAAGUUGAAGAUAGCAGCGAGAGCUGCGAUAGUUGCAAUGCUGAUGAGACCGACGACGGCAGGGGUUCUGACGAUGAAGAGACCGAUGUUGAGAGCUGCCAUCAAGAGAUGGCAGUCCCAGGAUGUGAACUUACGGAAAAAGAUCUGUCGGGUAGUCCUGUACUACACGCCCUGUCACAAAGCAACCCCGCAGCGCCCAACUGCCCAGAGUGCCCAUCUGUUGCUAGAAACCCAUUUCUCAGCGACUCGGCAAAGACGCCAGUUGGUUCCUUGGGCGGGUUGAAAGAGCCUCAAACAGGUGAUUUUUCACUCCCUACCCCAGCGUCUGAUCACGCCUCCGAUUCAGGGCAAGUUGGCCAUAUUGUUACCUGUCGGAAGAAACGGGGAGGCGAGCCAACCGAAGGCGGCAGCGAGAGCUAUGAACUACGCCCGGCUAAACGAAUGAGGCCUCGCAAAGUUGACAACGGGACAAAAUCACCGGCUCUGCCACCCAGGACUUUACGCGCAUUGCCAUCUCGAGUCCCGGCAGAGAAUUCAAGUAAGAGGCUGUCAAACGAAAUUGAAAUACAGCCUCGUCGCUCGGCCGAAACACCGGAACGGUCUGAAGCGGAGGACCCCAUCGGUUUAAUACCCUGUGGCAACGACAAGCUGCGCCCUGAUACAUCAUUAAUGCACGACUUGGAUGAUACCUCCAAAAGAAGCAGGUGCAAGGAAGCAAGGCAGGGUCGCUCGCGAAAAAUAUCGCCUGUUCCCUCACUUCGCCCAAACCACCUUUCUAGGAAUCAUGAUCAGACCGAGAGGUGCGGAUUGGUUCCCCCUCCGCCUAUCAACACCACGGCGAACCUACCAGUAGCCACAUGUCAUGCUUGCGGCUUUUCUGCGAAACACCUAUUACGCAUGAUCAACACUUUCGAGGCUCUCAAUGGGGGUAUCGCUAGGUUGCCUGAUGGUGAAAGACGAAUGGACAUGCUUGAGCUAUUCCUUGGGUUCAUCAAAAACUAUGCUACGGAGAGACUUCCACACAACGAACUAAUCACGGGGGAAGACAAACCGUAUAACACGACACAUCAAGAUCAUUCAGCGGAGGUUGCUAUCGGACUGUCACACGGUGAUACAUUCAACCAGCAUGAUGGCUCGGACGACAACACCGAUGACAACGACAGCCAAAGCGACAGCCAAAGUGGCAAUGAUUGUUCUGAUCAUUACCCCAGCCCAGACAGGCUUGAAGAAAACGUUAAAAGGUGUAAGCGCCGCCGUUGGACGGAUUGGGAAGAGGAGCGUCUGCGUGUAUACAUUGAAGAGGGGAAGGAGUGGUCAUGGAUUGCAAAAAGGCUGCAUCGAAGCGAGCCAGCUGUGACUCAGCAUUGGGUGAUAAUGGAGAGGCAAGACAAGGAGGCAGCAAAGUGAUUCAGGCAUAUUUGCUACUAAGUUGCCAACGACUUCAGAGGACUGUCAUUUGAUGUCUUGCAAGACUAACAUCAAACGUAUUAAUGGAAGGUGGUAGAUAAUAUCCAAAUUGUAUGCAUCACCAGUACUGAGAUAAUUCAUACACACUCCAAC
Messenger RNA from Colletotrichum destructivum, 4291 nucleotides. RefSeq names its product Putative SANT/Myb domain-containing protein. The transcript is spliced from 5 exons. NCBI's taxonomy places the organism in Eukaryota, Fungi, Ascomycota, Sordariomycetes, Glomerellales, Glomerellaceae. The record is from RefSeq and is a predicted model, not a curated record. The coding region runs from base 2132 to 4138 and encodes 668 amino acids.